AUGAACGCCGAAGAAACACUAAUAGCUGCCGUCGAGAAGGCCAGCGUUGAGAAUGGCGUUGCUGAAAAGGACGUGAGCAAGGAGGAUAUUGUGACUCCUUGGGAUGUUUCCUCGACUUCGGCCAAAGGAGUCGACUAUAUGAAAUUGAUAGAAAAAUUCGGUUGUCGCACAAUGACGAAUGAUUUGGUUGAACGACUUGAGAAGUUGACCGGUGCGAAGCCACACGUGUUUCUGCGACGAGGAAUGUACUUUGCGCAUAGGGAUCUAACUGUCAUUCUUGAUCGUUUUGAGCAAAAGAAGCCAUUCUAUCUAUAUACGGGGCGAGGAGCAUCCGCAGGUUCUCUACAUCUUGGUCACUUGAUUCCAUUCAUUUUCACCAAAUAUCUUCAAGAUCUCUUCGAUGUCCCACUUGUUAUUCAGUUGACGGACGACGAGAAAUUCCUCUGGAAAGGAAUGACCGUGGAACAGGCCAAGAAGAUGGCCAUGGAAAACAUGAAGGACAUAAUUGCUGUCGGAUUUGAUCCAGAGAAGACGUUCAUCUUUAAUGAUUUUGACUACAUGUGUCCUCCGUUCUAUGAAAACAUUGUGAAGAUCUGGAAAACGGUCACAAACAAUCAAGCACGAGCAAUCUUUGGCUAUUCAGGAGAGGAUCCAAUUGGUAAAUCAGCUUUCCCAGCUGUCGAGUGUGCACCAUGUUUUUCUUCGUCUUUUCCACACAUUUUUGGAACAAAGAAAGACAUCCCAUGUCUGAUUCCAUGUGCUAUCGAUCAGGAUCCUUACUUCCGAAUGACUCGUGACGUGGCUCCUCGACUGAAAUAUUCCAAGCCGUCACUCAUCUUUAACACCUUUCUCCCGGCGUUGCAAGGCGCUCAGACAAAGAUGAGCUCGUCGGAUCCAAAUUCGUGCAUUUUCAUCUCGGACACCGCCAAUCAGAUCAAAAACAAGAUCAACAAGUAUGCUUUCUCUGGCGGUCAAGCCACCAUCGAGGAACACCAAAAGAUCGGAGGAAACUGCGACGUUGACAUUGCUUACCAGUUCCUCACCUAUUUCCUCGAGGACGAUGAUGAGUUGAAACACAUUCACGAGGAGUACACGGCUGGACGAAUGCUGACUGGUGAAUUGAAGCAACGUGCCAUUAAAGAGGUACAACGCGUCGUUGCGACUAUCAGCGAGAGGCGAAAGUCGGUCACCGAUCAAACUGUUGAGGAGUUCAGAAGGAUUCGGAAGCUCAAAUACGAUUUU
Mesorhabditis belari is the source of this 1242-nucleotide messenger RNA. Lineage: Eukaryota; Metazoa; Nematoda; Chromadorea; Rhabditida; Rhabditidae. The record is from the annotation of a GenBank genome assembly.